This is a messenger RNA of Dentiscutata heterogama, 2671 nucleotides long. Lineage: Eukaryota; Fungi; Glomeromycota; Glomeromycetes; Diversisporales; Gigasporaceae. The record is from the annotation of a GenBank genome assembly.
ACCGUUACAACUUAUUUGUGCUAUCGCUCUAUUAAAGCAAUUUGUAAAAGACUUAUGGUCAUCAAUUGCCUUGGAAAAAGCUUUAACUGAGCCAAUCCAAUUUAAUUUUAUGGAUUCACAUAGGUUUAUUGCCACCCUAAAUAGCUUUAUGCAGAAUCCACACCCAUUAAUCCAAUCUCUCAAGUUUUAUUUUCUUAAGGAUUUACGAGCUCGGGGUCUCACGAUGAGUGAUCUUAGACAAUUCUUCAAUCUUCAGCAAGAGACUUUACCAUGGCUUUCUGAUUUACCAUGGAAUAAAGAUGAUGACUCCCGAUUACCUUUUAAUCCCUACUUUUUGUUUAGGGAAUAUGAUGAAGCAGAGGAUGCAUUGAGUGGAACCCAAUUAAAUGACUUUUUAGAGAAUCUUGAAUCAUAUAACAAACUUAAUUCGCGCAUUUCUUUUAUCGGAGUUAUUGUAGCACGAUUAUUUGUAAUUAAUGCAACACGCAAAUUGAAUGAAAAUGAAAAGAAAAUAACUGCUAAUUUACGAACAGCUUUGUACAAUAUUAGUUUAUCGCUGGUCUACAAACAACUUAUAAUUGGACUUUUAGAUAAUGAAAACCCUAUUUUACAGAUUAACCCAAGAGUUGAUAAUAAAAAUUUGUUAAUUCGUUUAGUAAUAAUUCACAUACUUGCAAUUCAUGCAUCCCUUCCGGAUAAUCAUUCACCAUUGACGCUAUAUCUUCACAAAUUGCAAAGAAAUACAUACAUACUAACUUGUCCAUCUGAUGAAGAAGCAAUAUUAAUGGGUGCACUUAAUGGAGGAUUUUCAUGGUACGAGUGUGCAUGUGGAUAUAAAUAUGUCGUUACUGAAUGUGGUCAAACCAUGCAGGAUCGACAAUGUCCAAGAAAAUGUGGUAGAAGAAUUGGUGGGCAAAAUCACAGAGCAGCAUCAGGGCAAACAAGGUUAAAUUCUAACCAGAUUCGAAAUGCCAUCGCUAAUAGAGAUAAAACCGGUUACAUAAUGGAAACAGGAUCAUUAGAACGGGGGAAAAGUGUUCGCGAAAUGACUGCAUCUUCAUAUCGAAUCUUGCAUCUUUUUGUUCACACUCUUAUUGCCUUCUCUGCGCAUUCACGUGAAUUCCUAAAUAAUCUUUCUGACCCUAUUGCACAUUGUUUGGAUCAUAUAACUAAAGACUGGGACACUUUAAAAAGCCUUUUAAACUGUAAUGAUGAAGAUUUAGCCUUAAUAUUGCAUGAUAUACUUCAUUCAAUCACGCGUGAUGGUCAAUUUCAAUCUUCUGUAUUAACAACACCAGAUGCGCGAACAAAGUGGGAACGUCAAUUCACCACAAAGUACGUAACCAACAGAGCUAAGAAUCCUACAGAUUCUGUAAUGAUGUUGCGUAAAAACCUUCAGAAAGCUAAAGAUGAUAGAAAGAAAAAAACUAGUGAUCUCGAGGCAGAAAUAAAUGAAACUUUGAUGACAUUUGACAAUAAUUAUAAAGUAACGCGAUUACCUAGACUAUGGAGACAUAUUGGGAAUACGAGCUUUAAUGAUUUUCGUGCAUAUUAUGAAAAUAACGAAAUAUAUCAAAAGAAUUUUCCAUUCAUUUCAGUCUUCUUCAAAUAUGAAGAGUUCUUACCACAUCUGAAACAUCUGCAUAAUUUAGUAAAAUUUGUACGUAUACUUUCUAUGUGCCUUAACUAUCGAAUUAAACGGAAUGAAGCUUUGCAUAUGACAUUCCGAGAGUUCAUCUAUAAACGUGAGGAACUUCAGCAUUCUCUUAAAGUUGCAUUUGAUAAUUUUGCAAAGUCAUGGAAUGCUAUAAUGCCACUUAUCAAAAGAUAUCAAUGCCAUGAUUUACCUACCAAUAAACCUAAAAUGAAUUUGGAUUGUCAAGUUGUCCUUGGCCUUAUGGAAGGCAAGGAUGUGGGCCUAUUUUUAUGUGCAGCUCUGGAAUAUCUAACCGACCUUCAAAACAAAUUCCUACGUGAUGUUGUGAAUAUUCAACCUGGAACGUGCCUUCCAUUAAAAUUUAUUGAGCAACACACAGAGCUUGAAUCAGGUGUAAAUAUCCAAUAUCAUAUCAAAUCCGUACGACUCGAAGAUGCACGACAAGUAAAUUUUAUCAAUUAUGAUUGGAAUCCGAAAAUUUUAGAAUAUAGUCAAUACAAUCUUGCUGUUGGUAAAGGACAAGAGAUCUCCUAUGACCUUUCUAAAAUAGAAGCAGAACUUGUGCAAAAUUUGGUUCUUAAUAAGACCUAUUUAGAGCGCAUUGAGUCAGGUGGACUCUUGCUAGAACCGUUCUCUUAUUGCAUGGAGAUGUUUCAAGGUUCUACAACUAUAUUAUAUGAUAUUAAACAAAAAAUCAAACAAGAACCAAUACCACAAGAUAAGGUAUUAUUACUCACUAGUGGAGUUUCUCAAAAUCAACAUUCUGAAUUUAUAACUAGAAACGCUGAGGUGACAUUUUCAGACAAUGAAUCAGAACUUUUAUCAGCAUUAGAAUUACUUUUAUGUUUCAUUAAGAGAACUACAGAUAUUGAUGCUGAUAUGACUCUCAAGAGUUAUAUUCAGCAAUGGGUAAAACUCUCCGUCCUCACAGAAAAUAAAAUAUUAGAAAAAGUGUUGAAAACUGAUUUACAACUCAAACAUGCUAUUGCGCUUUAUGAACUCGUUGAAGAAAAU